This is a messenger RNA of Eruca vesicaria subsp. sativa (arugula), 1701 nucleotides long. NCBI's taxonomy places the organism in Eukaryota, Viridiplantae, Streptophyta, Magnoliopsida, Brassicales, Brassicaceae. The record is from the annotation of a GenBank genome assembly.
GUAGUCUUAAGAAGAAGAAAGACUGAAUCAGUCUUUGUCUAUCUGUCACUCUUCUUUUAAUCUCUCUCUCUGUAGACUUGGGGGGAGUACUUUCUUCUCCAGUAGAUGAUCUCCUUUACUUAGUUAUACUCUCUCUUGUUUGUGCAGAAGGUUUAGGUGUGUGUGUGAGAGAGAGAGCAUUUUAGUGUAGAGAAAAAUCCCUAGAAAAAAGAGGAGGAGAGGUUUUCCGAUGGACAUGUAUGCUACCCAAUGGACCUCAGGAGACGCCGACACCACCGGACUCCAAGAAUCAAUGUGGAGAUUAGGGUUUGGGAAGAGUGAAACAAGGUACCCAGAGAGAGCAGGUGCCCCUGACUGUGCCUACUACAUGCGUACUGGUGUCUGCGGUUACGCUUCUAGAUGCCGUUUCAAUCACCCUCCCCAUCCUUCCACGGUUGAAGCAACUGUUAGAGCCACUGGACACUAUCCUGAACGCCAUGGUUCCCUCCCUUGUCAGUUUUAUUUGAAAACUGGAACCUGUAAAUUUGGGGCUUCCUGCAAAUUCCACCAUCCAAGGAAUGCAGCUGGAUCAUCAUCCAUCAGCCACGUUCCUCCUCUCAGUGUCUGUGGCUACCCUCUACGACUGGGUGUAAACGAAUGCUCUUACUUUUUGAAAACUGGGCAAUGCAAAUUUGGUAUCACCUGUAAAUUUCACCAUCCUCAGCCUGCUGCUCCUGCUGCAACUCUCCCACCUCCAGCAUCUGCACAUCAGUUUUAUCCAUCGGUGCGACAGCAGUCACUUAUCCCUGGACCUCCAUCCUCUAACUUGAGACCUCUUCUUCCCGGUUCUUAUUUGCAAGGCACCUAUGGUCCAUUGCUAUUAACCACCCCAGGGGUCCUUCCUAUUCAAGCAUGGUCUCCUUACUCGGCACCUGUGAGCCCUGCUCUAUCUCCUGGUGCAACUUCUUUAUAUGGAGGAGUUACACACCUCUCUUCCACCACUCCUUCCCUUCCCCGGGUCGGUGUUGUUCAGAAAGUAGAGAGCUUUCCAGAGAGACCCGGUCAACCAGCGUGCCAGUACUAUUUGAAAACUGGAGAUUGUAAGUUUGGAACAUCUUGCAAGUUUCAUCAUCCUCGCGAUUGGGUUCCUACAAGACCUAACUGCGUCCUCAGUUCCCUUGGUCUUCCUAUUCGUUCGGGUGUGCAACACUGCACUUUCUACGUACAAAACGGCUUCUGUAAGUUUGGGUCAACAUGUAAAUUUGAUCAUCCAGUGGGAACCAUCAGAUACAAUCCUUCUGCGUCCUCCCUCGCUGAUGCACCCGUAGCUCCUUACCCGGUGGCGACCUCUCUCUUGGCCUCUUCUUCUUCUUCGUCUGCUGAAGCACAUCUAACAUCUGGGGAUGAUCCUUACUUGCCAGCGUCAAGAAGCACAUCUAACAUCUCCGCAGGUUUGAUAUUCUCCCAGAAUGGCGGCGGCUCUGUUCCAUUCACUGACCUCCAGCUUUCCAGCCAGACAUCUCUUUCCCUAACCGCUAGCAGAAUCACAAGACAAGGUCGAGAAAUCCGUAGAUCCUUUUGAAAAAAGAGGGUAAGCAUUACGCAGGCCUCUGGAUCAUUCUUAAUAUUAUAUAUAGAAGAUUGUGAUGUGAGAUUAUAAUCUCCCUCCCUACCUUAAAACGAACAAGUCUAGUUGAGUAGAAGAACCGAUUUGAGAAUCAC